AACCGCUUUUUUGAGGGAACGGUGCUUCGUGAAGAUAAUUGCUAUUUUCUGUGAUUUCUGAGGGUCGUUGUCAAAUGACAGGCUGUCUUUCCCUUUCCAGCCAGCUUGGAUAAGCGCGGAUGUGCCUGACUGUAUCGGAGCAGAACCUUCCACUUACGGUGGGAUUUAUCUCCUGCUGCUGUGAGGUGAAAGCCUGGGAAUGGUACAGCUGGUGGGCAAGUGCAGUCUGAACCUGAACGUACCAGCCUGCUGCCGCCCCGCCAUCCUGCCGCCCCGCCAUCCCGCCUUGCACAACCCCUCGCUGCAGCUGGGCCUGUUUUUGGCUCCAUCAUUAACUUUCAGCUUCUCACAACGGGCCUGCUUUUUGAGGUCUUAUCACCAGGUCUAAUAUCCUGCCCGUUGCAUGAAAUUCCUCAGAACUUAAGCGUAGAAGCUACUUCUGUUAGGAGCACAAGAUGAAAAUUUGGUGCUCAUUGUUAUUGUUGAGGGAAGGAACCGAAGUUACCUUGAAAAGACCUGAUGUGUUGGGCUGCUGAGAAUCCAAGAGUGUGUGGGCUGCAAGAACAGUGAUAGAUUUCAGUUUAAACAGGUGAUGUUUCGCCACUUCCCGGGAAGCAGGGCUUCAGUACCCGUAGCGGUUGCUCUGGAAGACCAACGUGGACAAAUUAAGAGAAAAUGGGAAGAAAGGCUGAAGAAAGUGGAAGAACUAGCAUCUCACUAUGAAAGGAACCCUCUUCCUCCAGUUUAUAGACCAAAACUGUCCAAACCCUCUGAGCCAUCCUCUGUUUGGAAAAUAUUUUGUCGGCAGGCUGAAGCUUUCCAGUAUGCAAAAACCUGCGAAGAGGAUGUUCAUGUAUUUGCCUUGGAAAAGGACAUACAAAGUGCACAGAGGUUUUACCUUGUGACAUCAUAUAAGGAACUUUGGUUUUAUUACACUAAAGGUUAUAAAACAAGUCUUAUGCAUUGCUAUGAAGUAAUUCCUGAAAAAGAUGCUUGCAAACUGUAUUUCGAUUUGGAGUUCUACAAACCAGCAAAUCCUGAUGCAGAUGGCAAGAGUAUGGUUGCAAAGUUAAUUGAGCUUGUCAGCCAAAAAUUAAAAGAACUUUAUGAUGUAAAUUGUUCAGCCAAAGAUGUCUUGGAUUUAGAUUCCAGUACUGAUGAAAAAUUUAGUCGACACUUAAUAUUUCUACUCCAAAAGGCUGUAUUUAAGGAUAAUAUUCAUGCUGGUAACUUUGUGAGAACCAUUUUGCAGCCAGCCAUAAGUUUAAUGGAGAGUAAAGCUGCUGCUGUGAUUCCAGAAGGAGGAGCAGGAUGUGUUUUCCAGUGUUCCGCAGAAGCAGUUGGAUUAGGUGGUUCUCUUACAAACCUCGCAGCUGUCGAAGAUGCUUCCAGAGGCUGGCCAGCCGUUGCUCACAAAACGAAGGAUACAGAAACAUCACACCAGGGACAAAAUCUGGAUUUUUCUUUUCUAAUGGUAAAUGAUAAAGAAGGCAACAAGCAACUUUUUGUGGAUCUAGGAGUUUAUACAAAGAAUAGAAAUUUCCGGAUGUAUAAAUCAUCAAAAGCAGGAAAAAAUGUGAUUCUGAAGAUAUCGGAGGAUAAUAAGUUUGUCCCUAACUGUGAAGAGGAUGUCUCCUUGGAAGAAGCAUAUUUUCUUUCCUCUUUGAUCUGCAAUGUUAGAGUAAGGGAUGACACAAAAGUUCUGUCAUGUGGCUUUUCAAAGGAGGAGAGAAAAAUGUCGUCCUUUUCAAACAGUAGAACUACCAGGAGCAGUAGAGAUUCCAUGGAAGGUUAUCAGGGGUCACCGUAUCCAGAAAUUGAUUAUUUUGUUCGCUCUCUGGUUAAUAAAGAUGGGGUACAAGGAGGGAUACGGCAAUGGCGUUACUUCUCUCAGGAAGAAAAACUUGUGUAUGAUAUUUCUGGUUACCGUUGGUGUGAAAAUAUUGGAAGAGCUCACAAAAGUAACAACAUCAUGAUUCUAGUAGAUCUAAAGAAGGAAGUCUGGUAUCAGAAGUGUCACGAUCCAGUCUGCAGAGAAGAAAACUUCAGAUCACAAAGUUUUCCACUACCACCUACGAUAUGUCUCCCGUUUCUUUUUAAAGAGGAAGAAGAGUAUACUCUAAUGGAUGAAAGGGGGAACACAGAAGAAAAAGUAAAACCGCAUUCUGACGUGCCAGACUUGUCUAAAAGCUCAGUAUCUCUAGAAAAAAGCUUGUCUCGAGACUUCCUGCUGUCAGACAGCGAGUGGGACAACACGAGCGAUGAUUCCUGUUUCCUGGAAGCUACUGAAGAUGUGGAGCUAGCUGAAGCUGUAAAUGAUAGUUUGAAUUAUGCCACCGAAGAAAUUCCUGAUGAAGUUCUUCUGGAAACUUUAAGUAAACAGGACACUUGCAGUAAAGGCGGCAGCUAACCACAGACCUGGCUAGCAAACUGACGGCCAGCAACAAAGCUUGCUUAUCCUACGCUUUCUGUGAAAGAUACUCCGAUGUAGUGCAAGAGUGCUCUUCCAGACUGGUAAG
Messenger RNA from Falco peregrinus (peregrine falcon), 2519 nucleotides. RefSeq names its product primase and DNA directed polymerase (gene PRIMPOL). Bases 593 to 2410 code for a protein of 605 amino acids. The transcript is spliced from 16 exons. Gene Ontology annotation, molecular function: DNA-directed DNA polymerase activity; chromatin binding. Gene Ontology annotation, cellular component: nucleus; mitochondrial matrix. The record is from RefSeq and is a predicted model, not a curated record. Gene Ontology annotation, biological process: mitochondrial DNA replication; error-prone translesion synthesis; response to UV. Lineage: Eukaryota; Metazoa; Chordata; Aves; Falconiformes; Falconidae.